GCUGCGGUCUCUGUAGCUGGUACCUCAGCCGCCGCCGCCGUCGCUGCGGAACUCUACGAGUAGAACGGCCGAGGCGGCCCGGGCGGGCCCGGCUUCCGGCCACCCGACAGAAUGGAGAUAAUCAGGAGCAAUUUUAAGAGUAAUCUUCACAAAGUGUACCAGGCCAUAGAGGAGGCGGACUUCUUUGCCAUCGAUGGGGAGUUUUCAGGAAUCAGUGAUGGACCUUCAGUCACCACAUUAACAAAUGGUUUUGACACUCCAGAGGAGAGGUAUCAGAAGCUCAAAAAGCAUUCCAUGGACUUUUUGCUGUUUCAGUUUGGCCUUUGCGCUUUUAAGUAUGACUGCGUACAUUCAAAGUAUAUAAUAAAGUCAUUUAACUUCUAUGUUUUCCCGAAACCCUUCAAUAGAUCCUCACCAGAUGUCAAAUUUGUUUGUCAGAGCUCAAGCAUUGACUUUCUAGCAAGCCAAGGAUUUGAUUUCAAUAAAGUUUUCCGAAAUGGAAUUCCAUAUUUAAAUCAGGAAGAAGAAAGACAGUUAAGAGAGCAGUAUGAUGAAAAACGUUUACAGUCCAAUGGUGCAGGAUCUCUCUCAUAUGUGUCUCCUAACACAUCAAAGUGUCCUGUGACGAUUCCUGAGGAUCAGAAGAAGUUUAUUGACCAAGUGGUAGAGAAAAUAGAAGAUUUGUUACAGAGUGAAGAAAAUAAGAACUUGGACUUAGACCCAUGCACGGGGUUCCAAAGAAAACUAAUUUAUCAAACUUUGAACUGGAAAUACCCCAAAGGCAUUCACGUUGAGACUUUAGAAACUGAAAAGAAAGAGCGAUACAUAGUUGUCAGCAAAGUAGAUGAAGAAGAACGCAAAAGAAGAGAGCAGCAGAAACAUGCUAAAGAACAGGAAGAACUGAAUGAUGCUGUGGGAUUUUCCAGAGUCAUUCAUGCCAUUGCUAAUUCGGGAAAACUUAUUAUUGGACACAAUAUGCUCUUGGAUAUUAUGCACACAGUUCAUCAGUUCUGCUGUCCUCUGCCUGAGGACUUAAAUGAAUUUAAGGAGAUGACAACAUCUGUUUUCCCCAAGCUCUUGGAUACUAAAUUGAUGGCCAGCACACAACCUUUUAAGGAUAUCAUUAAUAACACAUCCCUUGCAGAAUUGGAAAAGCGGUUAAAAGAGACACCUUUCAACCCUCCUAAAGUUGAAAGUGCAGAAGGUUUUCCAAGUUAUGACACGGCUUCUGAACAGCUCCAUGAGGCAGGCUAUGAUGCUUAUAUCACAGGACUGUGUUUCAUCUCCAUGACAAAUUACCUAGGUUCUUUUCUUAGUCCUCCAAAAAAUCAUGUGUCUGCCAGAUCAAAACUCAUUGAACCUUUUAUCAACAAGUUAUUUCUUAUGAGAGUCAUGGAUAUUCCCUAUCUAAACUUGGAAGGACCAGACUUACAACCUAAACGUGAUCAUGUUCUCCAUGUGACAUUCCCCAAAGAAUGGAAAACCAGUGACCUUUACCAGCUUUUUAGUGCCUUUGGAAACAUUCAGGUAUCAUGGAUUGAUGACACGUCAGCAUUUGUUUCUCUCAGUCAGCCUGAGCAAGUACAAAUUGCUGUCAAUACCAGCAAAUACGCAGAAAGCUAUCGGAUUCAGACUUAUGCUGAAUAUGUGGGGAAAAAACAUGAGGAGAAGCAGAUCAAGAGAAAGUGGCCAGAAGAUAGUUGGAAGGAGAUUGAGAGAAAGCGGUUAAAUCAGUGUAUAUCCUGUGCUCUGCAGAAUCACUAUUACUGCACCAAUAGUCCUACAGCUACCAGCACAGGAAGAAAGAGAAAGCUGAGCCUCAGUCAAGCAGAAGCUGGCUCGGAGGCGAGAGAGACUUCUGACCUUGAGUUUGAGCAGACAGAUUCCUGUGCCGAACCCCCCACUGAGGGAAGGAAAAAGACCAAGAAAUUUAAAAAAAUGAAGAAGGACCUUUCUCCAGCAGGAAGCAUCUCGGACAGCUCUGCCAAGCUCUUUGAAGUUCCCGACACGUGGUAGCCGAGGCCUGAGUGAGACAAGUCGCGGGUGCUGUCGCUGGGAAAGAACCAGCGGACGUUGGAAGCCAUACCCUGUUCAAUAAGUGCGGUGUGGGAGGGAUUGAAAACGGCGUGUCCUGGAAAAAGCUCAGCUUUUGUUUUUGUGGCUGUGCAUUUUUCCUUCCUUUCGAUUGUAAACUGUCUGCUGACACUCAGCACGGCUGUAGGCUGUAGGGUGUACAUUAUUGACCAGUUAUUUGUUGCUCAUGUGAAGCCUUCCCUGUGAUGAAUUAGCGUGUGUAAGACUCCACCUGACGGGGGUGUCGGCUGUGAAAUAUGCAGAAAGAGCUGACACUCUUGGGGGCUGUGAUGACGAGUUUGGGGUUGAACUCCUUCCUGCUUCAAGGGGUUUCCUUGUCUCCUCAUGCUCGGAUUCCUAGCACAUGGUUACCGUCUCCUAGUGGGGAAAUCGGUUAUGUCUGUCUGCUUCCCACCUUAGCUGCCUGAAAAUAUGAAGCUUUCAAGCUUAUCUUUCCAGUAGAAAAAUCUCUACCGACAAAGGAGCUUCCCAUAUGCCUUGGCCUUGGGCAUAUUUAUUUAGAGUUAUUUUUUCCUACGAUGUGAGUUUCUUGCGCGGGGAGAAGUAAAAAGUUAACUUCUGUUUUUACAUGUAGUGCUCUGUUCACUUGUCGGUGUGGUUGUCUCUGUGUGUGGGUGGCUGUCCCGGAAGAAGGUGGUAUGUGUGCAUACCUGUGCGUGCCUGUGUGAAAUCAUGGCAAAGCUACGUGUACCCGCCCUUCCUCUGUCGAAGCAGAUCACAACGGAGACGGAAUUUCGUGGAUCUACUUCAAUAGAGCUGCUUCAUAGAGAUCAUUGUUAGAUAUAUAACAUUUUUGUAUCACAGAAAUAAAAAUGAAAAAUGUAUUUCCAAAAGGUGAAAAUUAAAGACAUUUUCAUAGGA
Messenger RNA from Eptesicus fuscus (big brown bat), 2955 nucleotides. It is a transcript of the gene PARN, whose product is annotated as poly(A)-specific ribonuclease. Gene Ontology annotation, biological process: nuclear-transcribed mRNA poly(A) tail shortening. Lineage: Eukaryota; Metazoa; Chordata; Mammalia; Chiroptera; Vespertilionidae. Gene Ontology annotation, molecular function: metal ion binding; poly(A)-specific ribonuclease activity; RNA binding. Gene Ontology annotation, cellular component: cytoplasm; nucleus. The record is from RefSeq and is a predicted model, not a curated record. Bases 112 to 2016 code for a protein of 634 amino acids. The transcript is spliced from 24 exons.